AUGACCCCACUCCCUGAAUCCGAUACACUCGCAGGUAAUGAUGCUGAGGCACAUGCGAUCUCUCAGUUCAAAAUAGGUAUCAGGGCGAUCCACCAGAACUUGGAACUAAGCGAGGGUCCCUCAAAUCCAACUACUCCCAUCCAGAAAUUUCGUAAUGUUGCGAUGAGGGUAAUUAAGGAAAAACGUCAUGCUAGGGCAAAACUCAGAAAGAAGAUGGAGUCAAUGGAACCGGCACUGAAGUCUCUGUCACCCGUUCAGUCAUCACGGGAGCAUACGACGAUGAUCCAUGACAUUAAUUUUCAUUACGAUGGCCGUUACCUUGUUACUUUUUCGAGGGAAGAUGACAAUAUAUUAUUCUGGGAAUUAGACCAAAUGGAAGUGAUGGUUAUUGACCGAGUGGAUAUGCGGCGGCACGGAUCUAGCCCUGCCCAGGAGUUGAUCGGAACCUUGUCCCGGUCUCGGGAUCACAUGAGAGCGUUGAGAGUGACAUCACUGAGAGAGAAUCGAGUAUUGAUCAUUGGGGUGGCGGCUUUGGCGGCUUCGGCGUCUUCGGAAACUGGGUACUAUAAAGCACAUCAACUGGGUUCCCGAGGUCACCCCAAGCCCCUCACUCUUGAUUUGGAAUUUGGACUGAAUCUUUUGCCUGUAUCUCAGAUCUCGAGACUCAUUCCUUGGGUUGGUCUUGACUACGCACUAGAGGAUGCGGUUCUCACCCCGGAUGGAACGAAGUUAUUGGGAAUAGCUACAUUGGGUUCAACGGCCGACAAAAAUCAUCUUAAGCCAUCAAGAUCCCCUCCAGAAUGUCGAAUCAUCAUCUGCGAUGCCUGGGAGGAUGAGAUUGAUUUCGAAAUUCCGACUUUCGACCCCAUACGGAGGAUGAGCUUAUCUUACUCAGGCAAGCGUUUGCUUGUUAUGUCCGAUGGCAGUACGCCACCUCGCCUGUUCCGAGUUUACCCUACCUGGCUUGUCCCAUUGCACACAUUUGACCUUCCAGAUGCAGAUGGGAAGUACCCUAUCUAUGGCCAGUUUGGGAUUCGGAGCCCUGCCCCCGUGGCAGGUGAGUCCGAGGAAGAUCAAAUCAUCAUUUGCGCUAACAAACGGGGGGAAAUCUUCAUAUGGCACCGUGAAUCCUAUCGUCUCCUGUACUCGCUCGAAAUUUCGAUUCCCUGGGGCACUGAAGUCAGUGGGGUGACUUUCGGCUGUGAGCGCUUGGAGGACUACAGCUAUCUGAAGGUGGCUGCUGCAUGCACCGAUGGAACUGUCAUCAUGUGGGGCUCGAAGUGGGAUCACCCUAAUCCUUCCGUUCUCACUGACGAAUUACCGCGAGCGACCAGUGAAACUACUGGAGGAACCAUCGAAGAAGUCAUUGAAGGGGCGGAUGGAGUUGUCGACGAAGAUAUUAUUACGGAGGUUUAA
Messenger RNA from Cantharellus anzutake, 1416 nucleotides. RefSeq lists its product as uncharacterized. The coding region runs from base 1 to 1416 and encodes 471 amino acids. Lineage: Eukaryota; Fungi; Basidiomycota; Agaricomycetes; Cantharellales; Hydnaceae. The transcript has 8 exons. Gene Ontology annotation, molecular function: protein binding. The record is from RefSeq and is a predicted model, not a curated record.